AACAUUGUGCGGCGAUUACAUCGAACGGAUAGGAUUUCAUAUUUUCCCGUUCAACCAUUCAGAUUUCCCGAACCCUGGGCUCCUGUGCUUAAAACCUGCCUAUAAAUAGUCGAUCAACAGGGUUUUGAGUUCAUCUCACUCUAUCGCUCAAGGGUUAGGGUUUUCUGAUAGAGCAAAGACAGUGAAGUCGAGAGAAAACCAGAACUCCAAGGUCGAGUCAUAAACGGAUGUUUCAAAGGGUGUAAGUCAGUAUUCUGUUGAGCUGAGAUUGGGUUCUUCUUCUUAGUGGAGGAGACUGGAUAGAACAAGGAGGACUUUAUCAUGGAGCUUUUGGAACUUCUUCUUGUUGCAGCUAAGCCUGUUGUCAAAGUGCUUAUUAUAACUGCACUUGGGUCGUUCUUGGCCUUAGGUCGUGUAGACAUUCUUGGACCAGAGGCGAAGGAGCAUUUGAACCGAGUUGUAUUCUUUGUAUUUACUCCAGCUCUAGUGUAUUCAAAGCUCUCCAAGACAAUCACAUGGAAUAGCUUAAUGUUGUUGUGGUUCAUGCCCAUUAAUAUUCUUCUCACAUUUAUUGUUGGUUCUGCUCUUGGGUGCGUGCUUAUAAAAAUUACCAAGCCUCCUCCUCAUUUGAGAGGUCUCAUCAUUUCUACUUGUUCUGCAGGAAAUUUGGGGAACCUGCUUCUCAUUAUCGUCCCAGCAUUGUGCCAAGAACAAGGGAGUCCUUUCGGUGAUGCUGAUACAUGUGAUUCCUAUGGAAAUGCUUAUGCAGCACUUUCCAUGGCGAUAGGUGCCAUUUUUAUCUGGUCUUAUACGUACAAUAUCUUACGCAUGUAUGCAAAUGGAAGCACUAAUGAAACUGAAGGACAGAAUGGUGCAGCUGAGAGCACAUAUACGUGCAGUUUUCCUGAAGAACCUUCAAAUUUGCCUGAAAAUGGCCAUGCGGUUGGAGAAAGUUCAUGCCAAAGACUCUUGAGCUCUGUGCAUAAUGAGAAUCAGAUUACAAUAUCUUUGAUUAGAAGUACGGAAACUCCUCAUAAGCAGAAGGCACCAAUGCUUAAAAGGGUGUCAAACAUGCUUAGCAAUCUUCAUUUGGAGAAAUUGUUAGCUCCUUCAACUAUUGCAGUGGUAAGCCACCAACAUUUAGUUUUCUGCUGUUUUUUGAAUGGUUGUGUUAUUGUCUUUUUCUUUUCUUGCAGUGAAGGUGCAAUCCCAUCCUUGACCCUUAUUUUGGGAGCGAAUCUUUUGAAGGGUUUGAAUUCGUCAGAGAUGCGCAUCAAUCUCAUCAUAGGAAUCAUAAUCAUGCGUUAUAUCCUUCUUCCUCUCGCUGGUAUUGGCAUAAUUAAGUUGGCAAGUCACCUUGGACUGAUUUCUUCUGAUCCCUUGUAUAAAUUUAUACUUCUCACUCAGUAUGCGCUCCCACCUGCAAUGGCGAUAGGUACCAUGACACAAUUGUUUGGUGCAGGCCAAAGUGAGUGCUCAAUUAUUUUCCUUUGGACCUAUGCAUUGGCAAUCCUCUCUCUUACCUUGUGGUCCACUUUUUUCUUGGUCCUGGUUUCUUGAUAUUAUUGCUUAUUUAUUAUUUGAACCUGUCAUAUUUUUAAUUUGAAUUCUCCAUCAGGGUAAAUGGGGAUUAUUCUUACUCUUUCAUUCUUCUAGGAACUUAUUUCUAUUAUUUUCAAGGGGUAUGCUCACCUUAUCAUGAGCUCCCCUUCAAAUUCAUUGUCAGGCUCUCUAUUUAUGGGUCCCUCUGCUCAGUAGUAUUCGCAGUUCCUCUUUUCUUAAUUUUCUGUUGAUUAUGGAAUGUUGCAUAGAAACUGACACAGUCAGGAGUAUCUAGUUCGCUGGUUUAAAAAGACAACAUAGCGAGACAUGUUUAUGCUUAUUAUUUAUAAAUGAAUAUUGUAUUCAGUGUA
Messenger RNA from Amborella trichopoda, 1913 nucleotides. The record is from RefSeq and is a predicted model, not a curated record. NCBI's taxonomy places the organism in Eukaryota, Viridiplantae, Streptophyta, Magnoliopsida, Amborellales, Amborellaceae.